Molecule: messenger RNA, 2482 nt
Organism: Melanaphis sacchari
Lineage: Eukaryota; Metazoa; Arthropoda; Insecta; Hemiptera; Aphididae
Gene: stau
Product: double-stranded RNA-binding protein Staufen homolog 2
Exons: 13
Coding region: 248-2323 (691 amino acids)
Source: RefSeq, a predicted model, not a curated record
GUACUCGGUACUUACCAGUCAGUCACUGUUCGCUACUUAACGUACGUAAGACGCCUACAGUUGCUGUUGUCUACCGUUGCUUGUUUUCAACCGCGAAUUUAUCGUUGUUCAGUUCAAUUUUUUUGUCCGGACCUAGACCAUCUGCUUAAGCGCAGGCCACGAUCCUUCGCUAACUAUACCAAUCCGUUUGCCGCCGACAUCGUGGUAGGCUGAACAGAUUACAUAUCGCCGUGCUAGUGACAAGACAAUGAAACGGUUAGUAGUGAUUAUUCAUGUCCUACUUGCUGCUAGCUCUAGCGGUUUGAUGUAUAAAGACUUAAUUGAUUUAGAAGAACUUACAGAUAUUUUUGGUUUAUCAUUCUGCGUUGAAGGCUAUCUGAUGGCUGGUGCACUAGUACUAAAUUCAGAUAGAAAUUCAUAUUCACAAUUGAAUUCUUUGUUACAAAAUGAUUAUUCAGCAGAAAACAAUACAUCCAUUGAUAAAGAUAAAACCCCUAUGUGUCUUGUUAAUGAGUUAGCAAGAUUUAAUAAGAUCAAACAUCAAUACAAGCUAACAAAUGAACAAGGGCCACCACAUAAAAAAAAAUUUACUGUUACUUUACAAUUAGGAAAUGAAGAGUACAAUGCAGAUGCAAUGAGUAUUAAAAAAGCUCAACAUGCUGCAGCUGCUCUUGCUUUAUCAAAAACGAGUUAUAAUCAACCACAAACUAAAAUGAAAUUAAAAGCUUCUGGUCAUUAUAAUAAUAUUACUCCGACUGUGGAGCUCAAUGCAUUGGCGAUGAAACGUGGAGAACAAACAGUUUAUACUGUUAUAGAAACACCUCAAUAUUUACCAACACCACAACCUCCUAACCAAUUUAAUGGUUUCAGACCAGAGAUGUAUUCACAUGCAAGAACAACAGGACCUUAUAAUAACUUCAAUAAUUUAGUUACCAGAGGCGGACCUCGAUGUAUACCAUAUGUACCAAAUUUCUAUAAUGCACGUUUCAAUGUUUCUCAGGUUCCUCCACCAAAUAAUUAUAUUAAGCCUGAAGUAAAACCUGUAGGCGUUUAUAAGGUUAAACUUCAAAUUGGUAAACAUGAGUUUAUUGGACACGGUAAUACUAAUCAAGCAGCAAGACAUGAUGCUGCGUUGAAAGCUUUAACACAAAUUAAAAAUGAAGAAAAAAAUGAAAACAUCAAAGAAGUUUUAAAGUCUGGUGAUUCAAAGUCAGUAAUUUCACAAGUUUAUGAAGUAGCUUUAAAAAUGAAGCUACCUAUCAAAUUUGAAGUUUUGAAAGAAGAUGGACUACCACAUAUGAAAACCUAUAUCACUAAAUGUACAGUUGGAACUUACAAUGCUACUGGUGAAGGGAAUGGAAAAAAAAUUUCAAAACGCCGUGCAGCAGAAAAAAUGCUUCAAACUUUGAAAGAAGCAAAUGAAUCUCUUUUAGUAGAUGAUAAUACUUCUCCAACACUUCCAUUACCAACAAAGAAUCGUUAUAAAGUGCCCAGAAAAAAAAAUAAAAAUCUAAUCAAAGAAACAAAACCAAAUUCUGAAAAUAUUGAACCCAUGAUGAAUUAUAAAACGGAGGAUACUGAUCCAGUUGCAAAACUUUUUAAAAUACAAGCUACUAAAAAAGAAAAAGAACCAUUAUAUGUUCUUAAAGAAGAUAUCAUACACACAAAUCGUAAAAAAGAAUUUAUUUUUGAAGUUUCAAUUGGACAGAAUUCCGCAUUAGGUAAAGGACCUAAUAAGAAGGAUGCUAAACGUAAUGCAGCUGAAAACCUAUUAGUGGAAAUGGGUUAUGAGAGUGAACUUAAAAGACGUUCUAUUAAAAAUAAUGAUUUACCUUUGGCAAGUAAUGAAAACAAAGCAAAUAUAGACAGCCCACGAAAAAAUGGUCGACAAAUUGCUCCUGGUGUUUUACUUGUAUCACCUGACACAUCAAUAACAAAUAAACCUAGUCAAGGAAACGAUGGAGUUCCUUUGGUGUCAGUUGCUAGUAACAUGGCCAAUGAUUUUUCAGUCAUAAAUUUUCAACCAACUCAACAAUUGGACUAUUUUUCACAAAUGUUGGGUUUUAAAGUGCAGUAUUCUGAGUUUCCAAAGGGAAACCACAAGGAUUAUUUGACAUUAGUAUCCCUAUCAACCAUGCCUCCACAGAUCUGCCAAGGCUCUGGUUCUACUUUGGAAAAUUCUCGUAAUGCUGCUGCGUUAAAUGCCAUCAGUUCCUUGGUAAACCUUAAUAUUCAAACAGAACCAGCACAACAAGGACCUGUGAAUGGAUUUUCUAUUCAGCAAAAUCAUUACAAUAGUAAUCCUAUAACUAGGCUUAGUUAAACAUUCUCCUCUCUCGGAUAUGUAUUAGUUAUGUAUAUUUGUUUAGUUAACUGGUAAAAACGUAGUUUCCUUGAUAUUUGUUGAAUUUGUUAUUUAAAAAAAUAUUGGUUAUAGUUGAAUUUUUUAUUUAAAAGAGCAAGUACUUUUAAAAAUAAUUAU